GGGUGAGGCCAGUUGAGUGUGGGAGCAGGCAGAAGGAGGCGCGUUGGAGGCGAGGAGAGAAGGUCGUUCUUCGCUGCAGCUCUCCCCCCACCGCGAGCCCCACCUGGAAGGAAGUGACAGUUAGUGCCAUGGCCUCAAAUUCAGGAAUCGUCUCUGAUGAUGGCGAGAGCAGCAAGAAUUCAACACUGGAGAGGUGCCUGAAUGUGUUUAGAGAUGCAAGUAAUGACAGUGAACAGUUUGCUGCUCUGCUUCUGGUGACCAAAGCAGUAAAAGCUGGAGAAAUCAACUCCAAAACCCGCCGGAGGAUCUUUGACGCUGUUGGCUUCACAUUCCCAAACCGGCUCCUCACUUCCAAGGAUCCCCCUGAGGGAUGCCCACAGCAAACAUUCAAAGCCCUUGGCCUCACCCUGCUGGCCUGUUUCUGCACUGAUCCAGAUUUAGCCAGGCAUCCUCAGAUCCUUAACAAAAUCCCAGUGUUCAAUGAUGUGAUUUUAACUUGCAAGCCCGGAGAUGCUUCCUUUAGCUCCAUGAUUGAUGAUGCUUAUCAAUGCCUCAGAGCUAUCCUGGCCACUCCCAAGGGUGCCAGAGAGCUGGUGAACAGGGGAGCUCUCUCAGCACUGUGCUUGGCCUAUAUAAGUCACAACCAUGGCUAUGAUCAGGCCCUCCAGCUGCUGGUGGGGCUUAUGACAUCAGUGGAAGCAAAGUGCUGGCAGAGAGCCACUGCUGACCUGAUGGGUGUGCUUAACCUACUCAGUACAGAAUUCCAGAAGGCUGAAGAUGUGACCAAAUUCCAGCUGUGUGAAGUGCUGCCCCGCUUUGUGCCUUCCCUUCUCCCAGCCGGCUCAGAAUGCUUCCAGCCCCUCUACCGAGGCCUCUCUAACAUCCUGACCAGCAAGCUGAGCCCUUCCCAGCGGGAUCCUGCCUUGAAACUGGCAGCCUGCCUGUCCCAAGCCUGUGGCUCGAGGUGGAUCCCAGCAGGGAGCUCUGGCAGCAAGUUCUUUGCCUUGCUGGCCAACCUAGCCUGUGUGGAAGUCCGCCUGACCCUGGAGGAGCCGGACCUGACAGCGGUGGACAAGAAGCAGGAGUUGAUGGCCGCUUGCUACGUCCUGAUGGAGCUUGCGAUUAUGGAAUGCACAAGGGAGAAGGGUUCUUUGCUGCAGGAUGCCCAGAAAGUACAGCUAGUGGGCAUCCUGGGGGAGGCCUUCAGGGCUGUUAUUCACUACCUGAGACAGGUAGGGCGGAAGAAGCUGGAGGAUCCUUUCAUUUUUGCCUCCGUUCGCAUCCUUGGGGCCUGGCUGGCUGAAGAGACCUCUUCCCUCAAGCAGGAGAUCUGUGACCUUCUACCUUUCCUCAUAUAUUAUGCCAAGAUGCAGUUUGAAGAGGAGAGGAGAGGCAGAAGUGGAUUGCAGCAUGAGGUGGAGCAGGCUGGGCAAGGCAGCGUCCAGGAGCCUAUUUGGCGAGGGGAUGCUCUGAGGUUCCUGUUACCUGGCUUAAGCCACCUGACUGCAGAGGAUCGGCCCCGUGAGAUUCUCAUUUCAGAGGGAGCCCCAGUUCUCCUGUGCCAAUAUUUCUUGUACCGCUGGGAGACAUUUGUUUCAAACACUGAAUCCCUGUCUACAUCAAAAACUGUAGAAGCCAGUCUUCAAACUUCCUGUGAGAUUUUCCUGAAUUUGGUUGUCACUGCUCCAGAUUUAAUCAGCCGAGAAGAUUGUUUUGCAGCCUUGAUGGACGUGGUGCUGAGGUCUCUUCCUUCUCUGCUGCCACAGAGGGACCAUCUCAUCCUGACAGCCAAUGUGGCAACUCUGGGGCUCAUGAUGGCCAGGAAACUCUUCGCCUACCCAGGUCUCCAAGGCACUCCAGAAUCCGAGGGCUUCUUUGUCGCCGCCAUCCGUUUCCUGGCAGACGCGCACGCCGCCCAAGCUGAUCCCGAGGGGGUGAUGAUGACCUUGAGUGCUUCCCCAGCCUACAAGGUAGCCUGGCCAGCCAUUCGCGAGUUGUGGUUUCUGGGUAUGCAGGCCUUCGCUAGCUGCGUGCCCCUCUUCCUGUGGCUGCCCCAGGACGUCCUGCGCUCCGGCUGGCUUCAGGAGCUGCUGUCGUCGCUGGGCCGUGUGGCCCCGGCCUCCGUGGACUUGGAAGUGAUCAGAGCUUUCCAAGGCAUCUUGGUGGAGCUGGCCAGAGCUAGUCAGCCCUGCUUGGAGAUGAUCCAGCAGCACCGGGGUUUGGAGCUGGCCAAUCUGUAUGGCAUGGCAGCCUUGGAGCAAUGUCUCUCUGAGCAGUGAGCAGGCGCCGCAGUCUGUGGUGGCAGGAGAAGGGUUUUCCCUGAAGCAGUUCUACCAUUCUGUUCCAUACAGAUGGAGGCUCUCUCUGAGCAGUAAAAGGCCCGUGGGAUAUGUCAGGCCUCCCUCCUCACCAGGUGGCUGCACAAAGUGAUAAAGCGUAAUACGGUUUAUAUGAUAUUAUUUAUUUAUUUAUUUAUUUAUUUUGAUAUUUUCAGUGCCACUUUUCAGGGCAGAAAGGCCUUCUCGAGGCAGCUCACAGAAAUAAUGUGAAACCAUUUUUGUUUUGUUUUUCAAAAAAAUAAAUGAAUUAAACUAGCAGCAUGCAACCAACUCAGGCCCAGAUCAAUCCACCAAAACGUCAUAUAAAAUAGUAAGCAGCGGCUGUAUAAAAAUCCAGCCCAGUGUCACUAGUUUAAAGAUUGGAACAAAAAGGUCUUUGAGACCCAUUUUAAAAACCGCUAAUGAGGGGGGCCAAGCGUAUGUUCUGUGGAUGGGAGUUCCACAAAGAUGGGACCACCACUGAAAAGGAUAAUGAUGUUGUCUAAAUGCAUGUUUCCUAGCUCUCUGUGAUAUCGUAGAGUAACAUGAAGCAAAAGUCUUACCUGCUGGCAGUAAAACAAUCGCACAAUGUAUGCCAAUGCACGUUAGUGCUGCUCAGUUGACUCUAAUGCAUUGUGAAGAAAGCUACCGUUUUGCUCUGGAGAGAGAGCAAAUGUGUGCUAAAGGAACUUUGGUAGUACUCUAAUGUGGAAGGGGAGGAAUGUUUAGCUAGGUAUAGUGAUUGUGCCCAAAGUGUCCUUUGCUAGCCUUAAUCGGGCUUCUGGGUGCCCUUACUAUCGAAGAGCACAAUGGGUAGGCCAUCUAAUCAUUGCCUCAGGACUGGUAUUGUCAAAGCACUUUCCUGAGGACACCAAGGGAGGACACCUCUCAUUUUAUUUAAUUGUAAUUAUUUAUAUUCCACGGUUAAAGAUACAAAUCCUUCCAAGGCAGCUUACAAGUAGAAGCAAACUAGCAAAAACAGAACAUGUCAUCAGGAUCUUUCCGACAGGAUUGCUAGUGUCUGGAUUUGGCUUGUUUGUUUCUCUUGUUUUUUAUUGAAUAAAUUUAUACCCCACUUUUCAGUUCAAAAAAGCGACCCAAGGGCAACUUACAAAUGUUCUAAAACAACAACAACAAACAAUUUAAAUCCAACUGAAAUAAUCCACAAACCAGCUGGGUGGGUGGGUGGGUGGGGAGAGAGAACAGUCCAUCUGGAGCAGGCGCUGAAGCCUACUUUGCCUGUCUCCAUCACUCUCCUGUUCCUUCCCACGGCCCUGUUGAGGAGGGGGGACAAGCUUGGGCAACGAGAGGGUCAAAGCUACUUUGCUGUUAAAAGAAUGGACUCCCUUUGAAUUGCCUGCAGUUCAAGAAAAAAUGGGUCUCCUAGGCCAAAGAUACAAAAGUGGGAUCUAAACUCUCCGGACUGUGAACGCUUGCUUGUUUUGGCUUCUCUGUAUUGUUCAGCAUGUAGGCUCCUGCAUGCAGCUGGUCAGUAUUAUGUUCUUGGAUUUGGGGGCUGGUUCAGCCCAUGAAGCUCUUGGCCUUGGCUCAUUCUCCUGGUGUUUCUAGUUCAGUAAAUAAAGUGCUCUGUCUUGUAAUAAA
Molecule: messenger RNA, 3920 nt
Organism: Elgaria multicarinata webbii
Lineage: Eukaryota; Metazoa; Chordata; Lepidosauria; Squamata; Anguidae
Gene: NCDN
Product: neurochondrin
Exons: 7
Coding region: 129-2279 (716 amino acids)
Biological process (GO): neuron projection development; regulation of neuronal synaptic plasticity
Cellular component (GO): dendrite
Source: RefSeq, a predicted model, not a curated record